GCAAUCAUCGCAGGGUCGACUCAUCUCUAGCUAGCUAGUAGCUAAUAGCUGCUAGUUUUCCAUGCAUGUCUUGCAGCUAGCUGUGCCAAGUGCAGACACUGAGCGUUUGCGCUGCGGCCUUGCAGAACUCUAGUUCUCCAGCAUGCCGCGCUCUUGGAUGAUCCUACUGCUAGUUUUGUGUUCCGCUGCAGUCCUCGCUCAAGCUGCUACUGUGGAGCAUACCUUCAAUGUGGCGACGAUAUCCUGGCCGCGCAUCUGCCAGCCGGGGAAUGUAAGCAUCACGGCGGUGGACGGAGUACCCGGUCCCGUGAUCGAAGCCAACGAAGGCGACACGGUGCUGGUCCACGUCAUCAACCACUCUCCGCUCAACGUUACAGUCCACUGGCACGGCGUCUUCCAGCUGGGCACGCCGUGGGCGGACGGCCCGUCGAUGGUGACGCAGUGCCCCAUCUGCCCGGGCCACCGCUACACGUACAGGUUCCGCAUCACGGGGCAGGAGGGCACGCUGUGGUGGCACGCGCACAGCUCCCUCUUGCGCGCCACGGUGUACGGCGCCCUCAUCAUCCGCCCGAGCAGCGGGAGCGCCUACCCCUUCCCGGCGCCGGACGAGGAAAAGACCGUCCUUCUCGGCGAGUGGUGGAACGCCGAGACCGUCCCUCUCACCAACCCAGUCGCCGACGCGUACACAAUCAACGGAAGGCCCGGUGAUUCUUACAGCUGCGAGACGACGGCGAAGCGAAUCGAGAAGUUCGAGGUGCGUCAUGACUCCACCUACAUGCUGCGGAUUAUCAACGCUGCGCUCAACACGGCGUUCUUCCUCAAGGUGGCAGGGCACACGUUCACCGUCGUGGCGGCGGACGCCAGCUACACCACGCAGUACGAGACGGACGUGAUCGUCAUCGCGCCGGGACAGACCGUCGACGCGCUCAUGGUGGCCAACGCGUCCCCUGGCCCUGGCCGCUACUACAUGGCGAUCUCCUCGUACCAGAGCGCGGCCCCCCUGCGCCCAGGGAGCUACAACGCUAACAUCACCACGGCCGUCGUGGAGUACGUCGGAGCGGCGGCGUCGGCCGGCCAGCAGGCGCCGACGCCGGCGCUGCCCGAGAUGCCGGAGGUGAACGACACGGCCACGGCCAACCGGUUCUACACCGGCAUGACGGCGCUCGUCCGCCCAGGCAGGCGGACCGUGCCGCUCGCCGUCGACACCCGCAUGUUCGUCACGAUCGGGCUGGGCUUCGUCUCCUGCGACCAGGACCAGGCUCCGUGCCCGGUCGUCGCGAGCAUGAACAACCAGUCUUUCAAGCUCCCAGACGCAGACACCAUGUCGAUGCUGGACGCGCGGUACCGGGACACGCCGGACGGCGUGUACACGAGGGACUUCCCCGACCAGCCGCCCGUGGCGUUCGACUACACGAACCAGACGGAGCGGCUGCUGCUGGGCGGCGUCGCCGCGGCGCUGCUGUUCCCGGGACCGCAGUCCACGAAGGUGAGGACGCUGGCGUACAACGCGACGGUGGAGGUGGUGCUGCAGAACACGGCGCUGGUGGGGCGCGAGAGCCACCCGAUGCACCUGCACGGGUUCAAUUUCUUCGUCGUCGCGCAGGGGUUCGGCAACUACGACACGGCCGCGAAGCAGCACUUCAACCUCGUCAACCCGCAGGAGCGGAACACCAUCGCGGUGCCGACCGGCGGGUGGGCCGUGAUCCGCUUCGUAGCGGAUAACCCAGGAAUGUGGUUCAUGCACUGCCACAUCGACGCUCACCUUUCCAUCGGCCUGGCGAUGGUGUUCGAGGUGGAGGACGGGCCGAACACAACGCUGCCGGCGCCACCGCCGGACCUCCCGCGAUGCUGAUGAGCCUGUCCCGGUGUGGCGCGCGGUGCACGUACGUGUGCCGUUUAUGUUUCAGCCACGGAACCAACUGCAUAUUAUCACGAUUUGAGUUUGCGAUUGUUCGAGUGAUGAAAGUGUAAACUACAGCCAGUACGAUGUUCUUUUGCAGCACCUUUUGUUUUCUAUUAAUUGAAUGUGAUCCCUGAUUGUUUUUGGACAUGGAAUGUUUAAAUUGAAAACAGAUUCAGUUGCAAUUA
Molecule: messenger RNA, 2088 nt
Organism: Zea mays
Lineage: Eukaryota; Viridiplantae; Streptophyta; Magnoliopsida; Poales; Poaceae
Product: laccase-6-like
Exons: 5
Coding region: 143-1852 (569 amino acids)
Biological process (GO): lignin catabolic process
Cellular component (GO): apoplast
Molecular function (GO): hydroquinone:oxygen oxidoreductase activity; copper ion binding
Source: RefSeq, a predicted model, not a curated record